Molecule: messenger RNA, 2035 nt
Organism: Dimorphilus gyrociliatus
Lineage: Eukaryota; Metazoa; Annelida; Polychaeta; Dinophilidae
Source: the annotation of a GenBank genome assembly
ACAUUUGAAAGUCUGAUUUUCAAUCGAAGACAACUAGCAAGCUUAAAAACAAGACAAUGGCAAGCAACGUUAACAUCGAAUUCAGAAAGCUUUUCAUAAACAACGAAUGGGUUGAUUCUAAAAGCGGUAAAACUUUUCCGGUCAUAAAUCCGUCUACUGGGGAGAGUGUUGCUGAUAUUCAAGAAGCUGAUGAGGCUGACGUUAACCAAGCAGUGCAGGCUGCCAAAAAGGCUUUUGAAAGAAAAUCAACCUGGACACAGAUGAAUGCCUCUCAAAGAGGAGAGCUGUUGAUACGUCUGGCUCACCUUAUAAAAGAUAACGUAUCAAUAAUUACGGAGCUGAACACAAUUGAUAGUGGAAAACCUCUAACUGCCUCUAUUGGAGAGGUUUUGCAAGGAGUUAGUCUUUUGACUUAUUACGCUGGACUUGCCGAUAAGAUCAACGGGCAAACAUUAUUAUCAGAUGGCCCAGUUUUUAGUUAUACAAGACGAGAACCAAUUGGGGUUUGUGGACUCAUUGUUCCAUGGAAUUUCCCAAUAAGCAUCUUGUGCAUGAAAAUAGGACCUGCAUUAGCAGCCGGUUGUACCUUGGUCAUUAAGCCAGCCGAGCAGACCCCAUUAGCAUCGCUAUUUAUUGCUAGUUUGUUUAAGAAAGCCGAAUUCCCUGCUGGUGUUGUCAAUAUGGUGCCAGGUUAUGGACCAACUGCGGGAGCGGCAAUUUCUAAUCACAUGGAUAUCGCCAAAGUAUCUUUUACAGGUUCAACUGAAGUUGGGAAACUAAUUUUAAAAGCAUCCGCUGACUCUAACCUAAAAAAAGUCAGCUUAGAAUUAGGAGGCAAAAGCCCAAAUAUUAUCUUCGCAGACGCUGACUUGGACUACGCUGUCGAGAUGGCACAUCAAUCAAUCAUGUACCACUCUGGUCAAAUUUGUUGUGCUGGUUCUAGAACUUACGUACACGAAGAUAUUUACGAGGAAUUCGUUAAGCGAAGCGUAGAGAGAGCUAAAAAACGCGUUGUAGGCGAUGGAUUUGAUAAAAAGUCUGAAAGUGGACCUCAAGUCGAUGAAGACAGUUUGAAAAAGAUCCUCGAUUUAAUCGAGAGUGGUAAAAAGGAAGGUGCUAAAUUACAUUGUGGAGGUAAAAGAAUGGAUCGAAGUGGCUACUUUGUUGAACCAACCGUUUUCUCCGAUGUAAACGAAAAUAUGAGAAUUGGACGCGAAGAAAUUUUCGGACCCGUUCAAAGCAUCUUUAAAUUCAAAACAAUUGAUGAAGUUAUUGAGAAAGCUAAUAACACCCAUUACGGCUUAGCCGCUUGCGUUUUCACAAAAGAUUUGGAAACCAGUCUAACCGUCGCCCAUGCUAUCAAAGCAGGAACAAUUUGGGUUAAUUGUGUUAAUUAUUUUAGUCCCCAACAGCCUUUCGGCGGCUAUAAACAAUCUGGAAUCGGAAGAGAAUUGUUAGUAUAUAAUAAAAUAUUAAGGCUUUCUCUUCUAUAUUCUUUACAAAUUAAAACUUGUAAAAUUAUUUUAUAUUGCUUAACAUACUCUAUGAAAUUUUGUGUUUAUGAAAUGAUUUAAAAACUAGAAAAAGGACAAGUAAUCAGUUUUCAUUAAACAGACAUAUUAACGAUGACGUUUUCAUCUUUUCAGAGGUACUUAUGGCGUUGAAGAAUAUCUGGAGGUUAAAACAGUCUGCACAAAAUUAUCGCAGAAAUAUUAGAGGAAGAAAGAAGAGAAUCCUUUUUGCCUUAUUGAAACGGAAAAUAUAUAAGAAAAUUGCUAAUACUGUAUAUUUUAAUAGUUCUAAAAAAUAGAAGUUUUAAUAAAGAAAUAAACUAAUUAUUAGUUAAAAAGCUUAUUAACCUAAGUAAUGGAUAACAAUAUUUCUAUUAAUAAACCCUUUAUGUCUCUCUCCUAAAACUAGCAUUGAAAAUAUUAUUAAUACAUUCAUUUUAUGGUUAUUCAACGUAUUGAAUUUUUCGAAGAAGUAUUUUCCUUUAUCACAACAAGAGUUUAAAGCAUAUAAGACUAUUAUGGUG